AUGUUUCUCAAGCGACGUGCAGAUAAUAGAGAACGUCUUAGUGAAUCAAGUCAUAAACUUAGUCAAGAAGGAUUUCAUCAAGAUACAUGGACUGGUGAAGGUGCUUGGCGUAUUGUUCAUCGUAUUGUAGGUUCAAUUGUAUUAGCACUUGGAUUAGUAAAUAUAUCAUUAGGUUUUUUUCUUGCUGUAUUACCAUUACUAGUUUGGGUUGUUUGGUAUAUCUAUAUGAGCCUUCUUGUAAUUGGUCUUAUUGUAAUGGAAAUUGUUGCACUUCGUCACGAACGUGAAUCUCCUACAGGAGGUUCACUACAAAGACCAGAAAAACGAGAGGAUCCCAAAGGUACAUCACAGACAUCAUUAAAAUAUUCAGAUGAACCACUUCAACAACAACAAUUAACAGCAUUACCAUCACCACGUCGUAAUUUUGGUGGUAUACUACCACUUGAACGACCUACACAUGGUACUGGAAAUUUGGGUGAUGAUAUGGUCCCAUUAAUAUCUCAUCCAAAUCAUCAACGACCAAUACGUUUUGGUGAUGUUAAUGCAUCAAUGAAUUUAUCAGAAUAUCGAAUAUCUACAAGAAAUAGGAGUAGACCAGGUGAUGUCGGACGCUAUGUUGGUUUAACACCAGAACAGCCGUUGCCAAUUAAUAGUUUAUUUAUUUUUUCUAUUGUUAUAGAUGAUCGACCGAACAGCAACAAGGCGAACACAAUCUCACUCGAGUUAGGCUCCAAUAAACAUUUAGCUACACCUAAUUCUCAAUAUAUUAAUUCCGGACAAUAUUCUUCAUCCACAAUUCGCUCAGGCAAAUUUUCAUUAUAUCGACGAAAGUAA
Adineta steineri is the source of this 834-nucleotide messenger RNA. Lineage: Eukaryota; Metazoa; Rotifera; Eurotatoria; Adinetida; Adinetidae. The record is from the annotation of a GenBank genome assembly.